Rhincodon typus (whale shark) is the source of this 2539-nucleotide messenger RNA. RefSeq names its product protein phosphatase 1 regulatory subunit 16A-like. NCBI's taxonomy places the organism in Eukaryota, Metazoa, Chordata, Chondrichthyes, Orectolobiformes, Rhincodontidae. Bases 1 to 1347 code for a protein of 448 amino acids. Gene Ontology annotation, molecular function: phosphatase regulator activity; protein binding; enzyme inhibitor activity. The record is from RefSeq and is a predicted model, not a curated record. Gene Ontology annotation, cellular component: cytoplasm. The transcript has 9 exons.
AUGACAGUUCACAGCCCUGAGUGCUGUAUCGAUGACUAUGAAGAAAUUGUCAAGUUGCUGCUUGAGGCUAAAGCUGAUGUGAAUGCGUGUGACAGUGAGCUGUGGACCCCACUGCAUGCAGCCGCAACGUGUGGACAUCUACAUCUGGUGCAAGAACUCAUCCAACACGGUGCUAAUCUCAUGGCUGUCAACGCUGACGGGAACAUGCCUUACGACUUGUGUGAGGAUGAUGUCACUCUGGACUACAUCGAGAGUGCGAUGGCCCAACAAGAUAUCACUCAGGAGAAAAUUGAUGAAUCCAGAAUGGCAACCGAGAGGUGGAUGGUUGAAGACAUACAGCGGCUAUUGGAGAAUGAGACCGACCUGAACAGCCAGAAUGAUGUGGGCACUUCUCUGCUUCACAUUGCUGCAGCGAAUGGAUACACAGAAGCUGCUAACCUGCUGCUCGCUCGCAAUGCCAAAGUGAAUUUAAAGGAUGUUGAUGGCUGGGAACCACUGCACGCUGCAGCCUGUUGGGGACAGGUUCAUGUGGUGGAGCUGUUGCUGGCUCAUGGAGCCAGUCUGAAUGCCCGAUCCUUCCUGGAUGAGACUCCAAUAGAUGUCUGUGGCGAUGAAGAGAUUCGUAAUAAGAUGCUGGAACUGAAACACAAACACGAUGCAAUAAUGAAGUCACACGACAAACACAAGACUGCCUUACAACGACGGACAUCCAGUACAGGGAGCAGAGGGAAGGUUGUCCGUAAAGUCAGUGUCACAGAGCGGAGCAAUAUGUACCUGAAGGAGCACAAAGAGGAGGCCAUUGUCUGGCAGCAGGUGGGCAGCAAGGAGAGUGACCCUGAGCUGCAGGACGAAGAAGACGAGGAUGCACAGACGGACUCUGAACUAAAGCAGUAUGGAUCGAGUGCAGCUGCCCACGUGCUGAAAGGUGAUGAGGGUCUGAGCGAGGUGAGGUGGGCCAGUGGUGAGCUGACUCUGAGGAAUGGCUGUGCAGUUCCAGCCAGUGCUCUUGAGCAGGACGCCAGGGACCUGGACCAGAGCGCAUCCUCCCAGCUGGUCAGCAGAGAGGAGCCACCAUCUGACCUGAACAAGGAGAAAGCUCACCACACACUGGCUGACCUGAAGAGGCAGCGGGCAGCUGCUAAGGUCCAGAAGCAGCUUGUGCCCGAGGAGCAGUUGGCUAGAGAGUCAGCCGACAGUGUUGUGUCUCAGCCUCCCAACCCGAGCCCACCUGAACAGAACUCCAUCUACUUCACUGCAGCGAGCGGCGAUCCUCCACUAGUCAAAUUCAAGGCUCCUGUGGAAGAGGCUCCAAGUGAGAAGUCCGGGCGAUGCUGUAAAAUGAUGUGAGGCUUCGAGAGUCUGCAAUGGGACAGUGAGCCCCACGUAGGAUGGUCUGUGAUGGGAGACAAAGAUCUAAAUGUCUACUCCUCGGGAGCCUGAUCUCUGAGCUCCGACAAUUGCGUUAACCUGGACUGUUCUGCUCUACAAAUACUUCACUGUUUGGGCCGGAUGGGGGUUGGAGGGGGAGAAAAGGCUUUAUUUCUAUAAAAACACACCAACCCUCUCCCCACCCCCGUUCCCUGUUCAACACCAGCUGCUCUCGACUGCCAGAAACAAUACGGAAUACCAACAAAAGCAUCCCAGGAUCAGAGGGGUUAGUGCCUCUGAGCAUUCAGUGAAGCAGGCAGCUGUCUAACCUGUUUACAUGAGCAACGCUUCCAAAGCAGCUGGCAGCGUGGGGAUUAAUUUCAUUAAUCUGCCUGCCGCUGCAACACAGUCCACUCAGCCCUUUCACGCUGUCGCUGUAACCAGCCUACCCCCGUCAGUGUGUAUGUGUGUGUGUGUGCACGCCUAGGGCACUGAUUCACUGAUCCAGCAUUGUUUCCUCACCAGCUGGAGUUACCCAUUCCCUCCACACUACAUUCCAGAAAGAGAUUUCACUAGCAGCCAGGGUGGACCUGUGCUUUUACUGAUGGAUGUCCAGCUGCUGUGCAUUGGGUAGCCAUCCAGAUGCAAAGCUUUGCGUUGAGGCUUAAAUUGUUUCAGGUUCAUCAAACAGACGAUCUCUCAGAGAGGCUGGAGGUGGCCUGGCUAGAAAAUCUUAAACAGUUGCACUUUUAAGGGGCACCUGGUUAUGCAGAGUACAGUCUCCAGGAGUUUCCCCCUCUGUCCAAUCUUUCAAGAAUCUGCACUGGGAGUAUAUGGAAUAAUGUACAGAGAACAUUAUUCUGUACUUAACCCCGUGCUGUCCCUGUCCUGGGAGUGUUUGAUGGGGGACAGUGUAGAGGGAGCUUUCCUCUGUAUUUAACCCCGUGCUGUCCCCGUCCUGGGAGUGUUUGAUGGGGGACAGUGUAGAGGAAGCUUCACUCUGUAUCUAACCCCGUGAUGUCCCUGUCCUGGAAGUGUUUGAUGAAGAACUGUACCCAAUGGAGUAUUCCAGGCCCCCAUCCUUGACAUCAACCACCUGAGAAGCACAAAUGACUUUUCUUAAUUGUUUUCAAAGAAAGAAAUGUUAAUAAAUGUAAUAUAUUCCGAUACA